CACCAUCUACGUCACACAACAUCUUUUGAACUGUCGACAACUUUCAAACGUAUUCAGUAACUUACACUGCUUCAACAAGUGGUACAGAGACUGACUAGACAAAUCGAUCGACAUGUACAAUUCAUAAUUCUGAGAAAGCUGCGCAAGCGUUAAGAAAUCCUGGUUCACUGGCACACGCGGUGCAGGCUAUUCUCGAUUCAGUUGUUUUUACAGCGUCGAUGAGUAGCCACUAUGACGAAUAAAACUGUGGCUAUAAAGAUCGAUUUUGAUGGCCGUAGCGACUACAGUCUUCAAUUAAAUCGCUGGUUCUUAAAACCGAUCGGUGCGUGGCCUUCUUUUCCCUCUACUUCGAGACUCGAAAGAAUCAUGUCCUUCGUUUUAAUCGUCAUCUGUUACAUCAUUUUAAUCUGCACUAUAAUCCCCUGUUUACUCCACAUAAUCCUGGAAAAUGAAAGUUUUCGUAUUAAACUAAGGCUGAUUGGACCUGUGAGUUAUUUGUGCGUUGGUAGCAUCAAUUAUACUACUCUGUUAUUACGAGGUAAAGAUAUACGAUAUUGCGUCGAGCAUAUGCAAGCAGACUGGAGAACAGUGAAGAGGGAAAAGGAUCAACAAGUGAUGCUGAAGAACGCGAAAUUUGGUCGCUAUGUGACUGCUUCAACAGCGGCCUUUAUGCAAGGUGGUGUUUUUUGUUAUUGUUUCAUGACAGCGUUGAGCACAGAGGUAAUCCAAGUAGGUAACGAAACGAGGAUCGUGCACCAGUUACCAUAUGUGAUAUACAAAGAACUGAUAGAUAUCAAUGAAAGUCCUACAAAUGAGAUUAUUCUCUUUAUGCAAUUUUUGACUGGGUUCAUCGUAAGUUCUAGUACACUGGGCAUUCUCAGUAUAACGGUUGUUCUAAUUGCUCACGCAUGUGGCCAAUUGAAUGUUGUUAUGACAUGGAUCACAGAAUUUGUAAAUGAAUCGAAAAAAGAGAAAAUAGCUCCGUUUGAGAACAUAGGGAUUAUCGUGGAACGUCAUCUGAGAACGCUGAGGUAUUCUGUUUUAUAUCGUUCUUAUAUGUUCUUAUUUGUAUUUUUCUAUUACAUUGUUACGGAAUGGUCCGAUGGCGAUAUUCAAAUUUUGUCCACCUAUUCCAUGCUUCUGGCUUCAAUCUGUUUCAACAUUUUUGUAAUAUGUUAUAUCGGUGAAACAUUGACAGAACAGGUACUGAAACAUAAUAGAUCAAAGCCAUAAUGAAUA
This is a messenger RNA of Bombus pascuorum, 1239 nucleotides long. RefSeq lists its product as uncharacterized. The coding region runs from base 232 to 1233 and encodes 333 amino acids. Gene Ontology annotation, cellular component: plasma membrane. Gene Ontology annotation, biological process: detection of chemical stimulus involved in sensory perception of smell; sensory perception of smell. Gene Ontology annotation, molecular function: odorant binding; olfactory receptor activity. The record is from RefSeq and is a predicted model, not a curated record. The transcript is spliced from 3 exons. Lineage: Eukaryota; Metazoa; Arthropoda; Insecta; Hymenoptera; Apidae.